AUCCUUCUAAUAGUAAAGGAUCUUUCAAGGAAAAACCUCUCCUAUGUAAAUUUGAUUUUUCUAGUAGUAGCUAUUUAUUCUUAAGGCUACUAACCUAACUUUUCACCCUUACCUUCCAAUAAGUGAACCAUGCACCCCUUGUUCUCACUAUAUAUGGUUCUCAGUUUCUCACUAUAUAUAAACAAUAUAUAUAUUACACCACUUUUUUUUUCAUAAUUAAGUUUUGAUAUAUUAACAAUAUAUUAAUGAGGAAGGAAACUGGAGUGCUUGUUGUUUGUUCCCUCACAUUUAUAUUCAUUCUACGAUACUCCCUUCAACCAUCAGAGGAGAAAGUCAAUCACUACGACAAGUCUUGCCUGAGUAGGUAUGAAUCAAGAGGGUAUCGUAAACAAUCACUGCAUAAACCUUCGUCUUAUCUAAUUUCCAGAUUAAGAGAAUACGAAGCACUUCACACCCGAUGUGGACCGCAAUCAGAAGCCUACAAGAAAAAGAUAAGAGAAUUAGAGUCCAGUGGCAUGAACAAUCAUGACGAUGAAUCCUCAGAUUGUAAAUAUCUGGUGAGGAUACUAAUUGAUGGACUUGGAAACAGAAUGCUGAGCCUAGCAUCGGCAUUUCUUUAUGCUCUUCUCACAAACAGGGUCCUUCUGAUAUAUGACAAUAAAAUCAACAUGUCUGAUCUCUUCUGUGAGCCUUUUCCUGAAACCACAUGGUUACUUCCACAAGAAUUUCCUAUAUGGAAACAGCUUGACACUUUGAAUCAGACAUCGCCAGAAAGCUAUGGCAACAUUUUGAAUCUUUCAGAAAGUUAUGCGUCGUUAUCAUUUCUAUAUCUUCAUGUGUGCAGUGGCUAUAAUGAUUAUGAUAAACGUUUCUAUUGUGAUCAAGAUCAAAGACACCUAGGAAAAAUCUCUUGGUUAAUCAUGAAAUCAAAUUUCUACUUCAUCCCGUCUCUGUUCUUGAUCCCAUCGUUUGAGCAAGAACUAGCCAAACUCUUCCCGGUAAAAGAUACAGUUUUCCAUUUCCUGGGUAGGUACCUGUUCUUGCCCUCUAAUCCUGUCUGGGAUCAUAUAACCACAUACUAUCAAGCUUACCUAGCAAAAGCAGAUGAAAUAAUCGGCAUCCAGAUCAGAGUUUUUGAUCGCGAGUGGGUCAGGAUAAUGCUUAACACUAGAUGGGAAUACAAUGCCAUACCAGAGACGGUAUUAUCUUGUGCUUUGGAAAAUAAGAUGCUUCCCGAAAUCAGUAAUAACAAAUCUUCAAUGAUCCCCCCUCAAGGAACCCAUAAGUCUAUAGCAGUUAUAGUUACAUCUUUAACAUCUGAUUAUUUUGAGAAAAUACAAAAAGUAUACUGGAACCAUUCAACUGUUGAUGGAACUGUGAUUAAGAUUUUUCACCCAAGUUCGGAAGGGAAACAGAAAAACGAGGAAAAGUGGCAUAAUAUGAAAGCAUGGGUAGAGAUGUACUUACUGAGCUUGAGCGAUAAACUGAUCACGAGUCCCGGGUCAACGUUUGGUUAUGUAGCUCAAGGUCUUGGGGGAUUGACGCCAUGGAUAUUACACAUGCCUGAUAAUGAAGCAGUGCAAAAUCCUCCUUGUACUCGAGCCAUGUCCAUGGAACCUUGCUUUCAUGUUCGUCCUAGCUAUAAUGCUGGUUGUGAUAAACGAUCUAGGACUAACCCUUCUCCCAUAAGACGCUGUGAGGACAUAACCUUUGGUGUUAAACUCGUUGACCCUAGCCACUUAUUUUUUAAUUAACUAUCCUAAUCAUUAUGAUUUUAACCCCAAUUGAGGCUAUUUAUUUAUUUAUUUUCAGAUAUGUUAAUUUCAAGAUACCUAUUUUUGUAGAAAUUAAUGUGAAAGAAAAUUAAAAAACAAACUGUUGAAAAGUCCAAUUCCCUCUCCACUAAUUUCAUUAUCUUCAUUUAGUAUACAUACAACUAAUUUAAAACAUAGAUCUGUCAGACUCUUAAAACAACUACAUCACCUUCUUUUAUAUCAAUAAUCUUUACUUUAUUAACCUCACCGCCGAUUGCUACUCGCAAUCGUCGCCAUCAGCAUUGCCAUCAGUUUAUCAUCCCUCAAGGAGAUCACCAUAAGUUUAUAGCCGUUCUAGCGACAUCUUUGUCAUCGGAUUAUUUUUGAGAAAGUAGAAAAAGUAUAGUCGAAACACUGAACGUGUGAUGGAAGCUGACGAUGCCCACUACCGGUGUUGUAAAGUCAACGGGCCACGGUCAAGAAUAAAGAAAGUGGAAAAUGGAAUGGAAUGAAUGGAAAGUCAAAACCUAACCAAAUACAAAAGUAUAUGACAAGUAUGACUCGAGUGUCGACAAGAAGAUGGUGAAUUAAAAACUUAAGUGAGCUAUUUAAAUUUUGGGAUAGAUUUUGUUAAAUUAACAGAAACUUUGAAAUAUUUGUUUGGGAUAAGUAUCCUGGAAUGUAACAAACUUUGGACGAAUGUCUAUAGUAGGAAAUAACUAAAGUUUUGUG
Erigeron canadensis is the source of this 2486-nucleotide messenger RNA. RefSeq names its product galactoside 2-alpha-L-fucosyltransferase-like. The transcript has 2 exons. Gene Ontology annotation, biological process: xyloglucan biosynthetic process; cell wall biogenesis. Lineage: Eukaryota; Viridiplantae; Streptophyta; Magnoliopsida; Asterales; Asteraceae. Gene Ontology annotation, molecular function: galactoside 2-alpha-L-fucosyltransferase activity. Bases 246 to 1754 code for a protein of 502 amino acids. Gene Ontology annotation, cellular component: Golgi apparatus; membrane. The record is from RefSeq and is a predicted model, not a curated record.